UUUGGGCAGGUGAACACGAACGUCUUCUUUACGAUAGACUCACUCAUGGCUAUAAUGUUUUGGCCAGGCCUGUAAAAAAUGAAAGUGCGCCUAUAAUAGUUCAUUUAGGGAUGGAUUUACAGGCUAUUAUAGAUAUUGACGAGAAAGCCCAAAUAAUGCAAACAAAUAUUUGGGUACGGAUGAAUUGGGAAGACAUUUUUCUGACUUGGGAUCCAGCAGAAUAUGGGGAUAUUAAAGAAGUAAGAUUGCCAAUAACCUCUAUUUGGAAACCCGAUGUUCUUUUAUACAAUUCUGUUGAUCAACGUUUCGAUACUUUAUGGCCAGUAAAUGCUAUUGUUAAAUAUAAUGGGUCUGUUACUUGGAUACCUCCAGCAAUUAUUAGAUCUUCAUGCAGAAUUGAUGUAACAUCAUUCCCCUUUGAUGACCAAACAUGUGCAAUGAAAUUUGGCUCUUGGACUUAUUCUGGCUUUUUUACUGAUUUAUAUAAUGAUUCUGUUUCUUUAGAUCCCUACACUCCAAAUGGAGAAUGGAAUUUAUUAAGUGUACAAUCAGUUCGCAACCGUUUAGUUUAUGAUUGCUGUCCAGAACCUUAUGUUGAUGUUACUUUUCUUAUUUCUGUUAGAAGGCGAACCCUAUAUUAUGGUAGCUUUUAUUUUUAA
Molecule: messenger RNA, 659 nt
Organism: Meloidogyne enterolobii
Lineage: Eukaryota; Metazoa; Nematoda; Chromadorea; Rhabditida; Meloidogynidae
Source: the annotation of a GenBank genome assembly